CAUUUUGAAGGUCAGGUCUCUGUAGAGUUUUCACUUUCAAAUAUUUUGAACAUCAAGUUAUAACGUAUUUUGUUUAAAUCAAGCUUUGGCCUUUGUGUUGUGUUCUUAAAAAAUAGAUGUGCAAUGUCGGUGCCCAAUUCUAAUAUUUCAGUAAAAAGAGAAAGCAUGAUGGAGGCCCCUGCAUAUUUUUUCAGAGACGUGAGGAAAAAUAUAGAUGUGCAACGUCGGUGCCCAAUUCUAAUACUUCAGUAAAAAGAGAAAGCAUGAUGGAGGCCCCUCCCAAUUCUAAUACUUCAGUAAAAAGAGAAAGCAUGAUGGAGAGACGUGAGGAAAAAUAUAGAUGUGCAACGUCGGUGCCCAAUUCUAAUACUUCAGUAAAAAGAGAAAGCAUGAUGGAGGCCCCUCCCAAUUCUAAUACUUCAGUAAAAAGAGAAAGCAUGAUGGAGGCCCCUCCCAAUUCUAAUACUUCAGUAAAAAGAGAAAGCAUGAUGGAGAGACGUGAGGAAAAAAAUAGAUGUGCAACGUUGGUGCCCAAUUCUAAUACUUCAGUAAAAAGAGAAAGCAUGAUGGAGGCCCCUCCCAAUUCUAAUACUUCAGUAAAAAGAGAAAGCAUGAUGGAGAGACGUGAGGAACAAUUGACUAAAGAGUUGCUAGCUAUUCGUAAAGUCAAUGAAAAUCUUCGCACCUAUUUAGAAAAUAUUCUUAAAUUUAAAAAAAACUUGAAAGUUGUGAAUGAAAAUUUCAAACAACUAGGUAAAGUGAAUAAAGAGUUGCUAGAUUUAACAUCUAAAUUUCAACAAGAUUAGAAUAUGAAUCAAUUGUUAACUUAGUGAUCUCAAUUUUCACAGCUGUAUCCUCACCUAUCUAUUGACGCAGAUGAGAAAGAGUUCUCAUCUGCGUCAAUAGAUCUCUGUCUAUAUGCGCAAUGAAAACUUCCUCUUGUAAAUCCAAACAUUUUUAUUGUAAAAGCAAAUCCACUUUUCUAGAAGAAAGAUCCAGAGUUAUACUUAGUGCUAAGUUUUUGUAAAUAUGAUCACAAAUUUUACCAUAAGAAUAUAUCUCAGUCAACACAUUUAACUUACCGAGUUGAAGACAGAUAAAAUGUAUUAAUAUGCAUUCAUAUUUAUACCACUAGUCCAAGUUUAUUUAAGCAAGGCAACUGAGCUAUCUUGGUUUGAAUAUUUAUUUAUGAAUGCCAUUCACAUCCAACAUACCAACAAAUUUGUGAUUGUAAAAAAAAGAUAAGAAACCUCUUUGUGUCUUUGGUGGCCAAUUGUAAAUAUCUGCAUGGGAUUUAUAGGAAUUUUUACACAUUAAUUCAAUACAGUUGUUAUACCCAAACUUGGCGUGACACUAUGCUAUAGCCAUAUCAAUUUUGUACUAAAUUAUGCUUUCAAUUCAAGGGAUUUAGAUUUAAAGUUGCUACAGCCAAGAUUGUGAAUAAAAUCCACUAUACACAUUUAAUUUUUUUUGUAACAGAUAUAAUAAUAAUUAUUCUUUUUUUGCAAGAAUAUAGUGUAGGUACAAUAACACAUGGUACAACCUGUUCUUCUAAAUUCAAAUUAUGUAUAAUUUUUACAGUCUUUUUUAACUUUGUCAUCACAUUAUUAAACUACUUAUCAAAGUUAUAUAAAUUACAAUUUUCAUUAACAAAGUAGUAUGUUUUUGCCAAAAGUUAGUCCAUUUCUAAAGGCUCUAAUAUGGAAGGGUUAUAGGGCUUUUACUAAAUGAAUUUAAGUUUUAGUUGCAAUACAAAGGGUUUCUUUUAAAUAGUGGUUAUCAGAUAGACACUCAAAAUCUUUUUACUUUACUAAAAAUUAGUACCCCCUCACUAAAAUAGCAAAUUAAACAUAAAACAUUUUCCCUUAUAGAACCUAAUCUUCACAAUCCAUUAUCCAAUAGGUCCUCAUACUUUUGUGACUGCAAAUUUAUCUCCCCUACCAAUUCUUUAACCAUAACUAUAAGAGACAGAGAAUUAAGUUAAAACAGAAAAAAAUUACCAAAAAAUUGAAGAUAUUUAAAUUGUACUUGUCGGGUUCUAGUUGUAUGCAAUGUUGAAUUAGCACAAUGCAUGGCGCAGGUUAAGUUAGUGAGUUACACCAUUUAGCGCAAUUUUGUUAUAUUCACGUCGUAUAAGUGUUAUUGUAAAUAAAACUAUAAAUUAUUAA
Pieris napi is the source of this 2168-nucleotide messenger RNA. RefSeq lists its product as uncharacterized. The record is from RefSeq and is a predicted model, not a curated record. Lineage: Eukaryota; Metazoa; Arthropoda; Insecta; Lepidoptera; Pieridae. The transcript has 9 exons. Bases 264 to 806 code for a protein of 180 amino acids.